Messenger RNA from Dryobates pubescens (Downy woodpecker), 4927 nucleotides. It is a transcript of the gene MAP3K21, whose product is annotated as mitogen-activated protein kinase kinase kinase 21. The transcript has 11 exons. Gene Ontology annotation, molecular function: JUN kinase kinase kinase activity; protein binding; ATP binding. NCBI's taxonomy places the organism in Eukaryota, Metazoa, Chordata, Aves, Piciformes, Picidae. The record is from RefSeq and is a predicted model, not a curated record. The coding region runs from base 79 to 3252 and encodes 1057 amino acids. Gene Ontology annotation, biological process: protein phosphorylation.
GGCGGCAGGUGAGGAUGCGGCUGGGAAGGCGCUCCCGCGUCGGCGGUGCUGGCGGCCGCCAAGGCUGAGGUUGCUGCCAUGGCUUUGCCCGGCGCCGGGGCGGCGGCCGCCGGCGGGGGUCCGUGUCCGCUGUGGACGGCAUUGUACGACUAUGAGGCGAGCGGUGAGGACGAGCUGAGCUUGCGGCGAGGGGACGUGGUGGAGGUGCUGUCGCAGGACGCGGCCGUGUCCGGCGACGACGGCUGGUGGGCGGGGAAGAUCCGCCACCGCCUCGGAAUCUUCCCCGCCAACUACGUGACCCGCCAGCCCCGCGGCGGGGUGGCGACGGGCGGCGACGGGCGGGGGGAUCCCGCGGGGAGCCUGACGGAAAUUGACUUCCAGCACCUGGAACUGCAGGAGAUCAUCGGUGUUGGGGGCUUCGGGAAGGUGUAUCGAGCCACCUGGCAGGGCCGCGAGGUGGCCGUGAAAGCGGCGCGACAGGACCCCGACGAGGACAUCACGGCCACGGCGGAGAGUGUGCGGCAGGAGGCCAAGCUCUUCUCUAUGCUAAGGCAUCCCAACAUCAUCGCCCUGCAUGGGGUCUGCCUGCGGGAGCCUAACCUCUGCCUCGUCAUGGAGUUUGCCCGUGGCGGCUCUCUCAACAGGGCCCUGGCCGCUGCCGCCCCCGGUGUCGGGGCCGCCCGCGGGGGCCGCCGCAUCCCCCCGCAUAUCCUGGUGAACUGGGCGGUGCAGAUCGCCCGCGGCAUGCUCUACCUGCACGACGAGGCCAUCGUCCCCAUUCUACACCGGGACCUCAAGUCAAGCAACAUUUUGUUACUAGAGAAGAUGGAACAUGAUGACAUUUGUAAUAAAACUCUGAAGAUUACAGACUUUGGUCUGGCGAGAGAGUGGCACAGAACAACCAAAAUGAGUGCUGCAGGGACUUAUGCGUGGAUGGCUCCAGAAGUUAUCAAGUCUUCAAUGUUUUCUAAAGGAAGUGAUAUUUGGAGUUACGGAGUGUUGCUGUGGGAACUCCUUACAGGAGAAGUUCCUUACCGUGGCAUUGAUGGCCUUGCUGUGGCUUACGGAGUUGCUGUCAAUAAGCUUACUUUGCCCAUUCCAUCCACCUGCCCUGAACCAUUUGCAAAACUAAUGAAAGAAUGCUGGGAGCAGGACCCUCAUAUCCGACCAUCGUUUGCCUUAAUUCUUGAACAGCUUACUGCUAUCGAAGGGGCAGUUAUGACUGAAAUGCCUCAAGAGUCUUUCCAUUCUAUGCAAGAUGACUGGAAAUUGGAAAUUCAGCAGAUAUUCAAUGAACUGAGGACCAAAGAAAAAGAGCUUCGAUCACGAGAAGAGGAGUUGACAAGAGCAGCUCUUCAGCAGAAAUCUCAAGAAGAGUUACUGAAGCGCCGUGAGCAGCAGUUGGCAGAACGUGAGAUUGAUGUACUGGAGCGAGAGCUGAAUAUCAUGAUAUUCCAGUUAAAUCAAGAAAAACCCAAUGUAAAGAAGAGGAAGGGCAAAUUCAAAAAAAGCCGGCUAAAGCUUAAAGAUGGGCACAGAAUUAGUUUGCCCUCAGAUUUCCAGCACAAAAUAACAGUGCAGGCAUCUCCCAAUCUAGAUAAGAGGAGGAGUCUGAACAGUAACAGCUCCAGUCCAUCAAGUAGCCCCACAAUAAUUCCUCGUCUUAGAGCUAUACAGUUGAUACCCAAAACAGAUAAACACACACCUAACGGCCGAAGAAACAGUGUAUAUGUGUACCAACAAGAUGUAGAUAUCACAAGUGAAUAUGAACUUCCCAUUGGGGUUAUGAAAAAAGUAACUUCGGAUGAAAGCAACAAAACUUGGGGAAGAAGCACAACGUAUCACCAUGAAGAGUUUGAAGAUGUGAAAAGAAGUUUUAAAAAGAGAGGUUGUACAUGGGGACCAAGUUCAGUUCAAACAAAGGACCGUGCAGACUGUAAGGACAAAAUAAGACCCCUUUCAGAUGGCAGUAAUCCCUGGUCAACUAUUUUAAUGAAGAAUCAGAAGGGUGUUCCUUUAGCUUCACUAUUUAUGGACCAAGGUGUCUGUACUGAUAAGAAACUUCUCCCUGAAGGUUUGGACAAUAAAAGACCAAAGCCAAUUAAGUUGCCAAAUCAGGCCUAUAUUAAUCUACCUCUUUGGAAAGACGAUCAGGGAGAGAAUACAGUAGAACAUGAGAGCUUUGAAGAAGGAGCUUCUGCUAGUUCUACAAAUAGUACUCCUCAAAUGACACCUACAAACAGUCUGAGCAGGACUCUGCAGAAAAAGAAAACUGACUCAGUGCUGUAUGGGUGUGCUGUCCUCCUUGCAUCUGUUGCCCUGGGCUUAGAUAUCAGAGAGCUGAACAAAUCGCAGGGUCCGGAUGAACUCUUAGCUAAAGAUGAGAAGAAGAAGCGAGAUGGAAUAUUUCAGCGUGCUUCCAAAUUUCGCCGGAGUGCCAGCCCUACACGACUGCAGUCCAAGAAAGAGGAAACAAGUAUUCCAUCCCUCAAUCCAGCUGCAAAUACUGUGAAUCUUCUCUCCAUGCCCUCCAUUUCCACAAAAUGCCUACUUCAGUCUGACAGUGAAGAUACCUUCAUAAGCCCUGUGCUUGGUGAUUGUGAUUCGUGUGGUUCCACUGAUGACUUUUCAUCUAAAACUUCUGAAAAUAAGAGAGAGCAGAGGACACUGAUGGCUCCUAACAUAGUUUCUACACAAUUGAAAAAUCAGCCUUUUAAUCUUUGUACAAAACAAGCAUCUCAAAAUGUGCCAAAUAAUUCCUCAACGAACUUUAGUGUGUUUGGUCACAGACGAACCUUAUCAGAUGGGAACAAUUUUCAGACCUCAGCUAACGGAUUUGCUUCAACCAAUGAUGUCUCCACAUUACCAGCGCUGUCAGUUACUGGAACUCUCCACUCUCCAUCUAUUCAACAAAGAACAAACCACACUGGUAUUUCAGCUGAAAAGCAAAGUGCUGUCAGUAUCAUCUCAAGGCCUCGACCUUCUUCUCUAAGAAGUAAAAUUGAUGCAUGGCAGAUUAUUCCACACAUCAUUAAACCAAACUCUAAAGACUCUGAAUAUUUAGAGGGCAAUGUAGAUCCAGAUGUUAACUUCUUGCCAGAUACAGGGGAAAGAACUAACUGCCACAUGCCCUCAUUACUUGAUAUUGAUGUGGAAGGUCAAAACAGAGACUGUACUGUGCCUUUAUGUAGAAUGAAGAGCAAAGCUUCUCAGCCAUCUAUAUACGAACUGGAGAGAGAGUUUCUGUCAUGAGUGCCUUAUGUUUUUAAAAUAUUUGCUUUUUAAAGGGGAACAAAUAUAAAAUUCUUAUCUCUGAUGCUUUGUGCUGCUGUUUUCUGAUGUACUGUGACAGAUAGUACCAAAAUUAUUAAAAUGGGCAGCUAAUUAAGAAAGUGUAGUAGGUGCCUUUUUCAAAUGUUCCUUGGAAUCACAGCUAGUAACUAAAAUGCUGCAAAGUAGUGUUCUAGUUGAAGUUGGUAAGCAUAUUUUGAAUGACUAACCAUGCCCACCACCCUCUGCUGUGUCACAGAAGUUUUCUUUUGGUUCUGAGGGAUUUUGCUAGAAAUUUCUUUUUUGCACAUUGAAAAACAAAUGAAUGACAUACGGUAAGGUGGUGUUCCAUCAAGAAGUUUUGCCUACGAAGUAAUUGCACCUUGCCUCUAUGUACCAUUGAAUUGGAUAGGGAGGCAGGGUAUUCAAGGGGCUGGUGCAGGAGACACUGUUCACCCUUUAUUGUGUAGCUGGUUACUUUUGAUAUUUGAUACUGAAAUUGGUUAAGGACCAGCAGCUGAAUUUGCAGUCUUCACCCUUGGAUUUUGUGAGAAGUUUCAAUUGUGUAUGUUAGUUUCUCCAGGAAGUUACACUGCUUAUAUAAACACUUAGGUUUCAACCACCGUAUUGAUUUGAGAGGGUAAACCUUAGCAUUGUGAUUGGAUUAAAGGUAUUUGACAUACUUUAUAAUGUGAAGCAACAUUCCUUGCAGGUAAGGACACACUGGAACGUAAAUAUUUGUACUCUUAACGUUUUGAAGACUACAGUGUUUGCACUGAAAACAAUAUUCUUGGUUUGGGAUCUUUUAUUUUGUUUGCGGUGGAGGGGUUUGUCUCUCCUCUUGUUUUUUAAGCUCUGCUGCACCUUGUAUUGAGGAAAGAUGAUGCAUUUUAAGGAUGAUUUGAUUUUAAAUGAGACAAUGGUGUGGUUUACUGCACUCAGAUUUUAAAUUUGCAAUAAUUUUAUAUUAAACCUUUCAGUGUAACCUCUGCAGCUUUUCUUCUUAAAGUCACUACUGAGUGCCCAGUUGUUCAUAUUUAAGAACUGAAGGGCAGAAAUGAAUAUGCUUGACUGGUUUUCAGUGCUAGAAAGUAUUCAGAAAAUUCCAAAUAGUUAAUUGAGGGGAUGAACAUUUAACCUUGAUAACACUGAUAGUUUAAUUUUUUACAGUCUGUGAUUAAAUAAAACCAAAUACACAGUUUACUUUCCCUGAUGAAAGCAUUUAUAGAAUUAAAGGCAUCUCCCUUAUAUUCUGGUAUUUGAAGUUGUAAUUUUGCCUGUCAUUUGACAUAUUUAAAAAUAGUCUUCAUACGUAAAAUUAGAUAAUGUUUGAAUAAAAAUGCAAUGUUCCCAUCAAACCCCUGGUUUUUUGAGACCUUGAAGUGUUUUUUCUUCCUUUCUCUGGAGUCUGGGAGUUCAGCUGUCAAAUAGAAUACACAAUUGUUUGAACCAUCAAAACUAAGGGAUUUCAAAAAGUUUCUGUUCUAAGACUGGUAUACAGCACAGUGGCUACCUUGAGAAUGACAGAUAAUUCUGCAUGCAAAAUCACUUAGCCUUAAUCCUACAGAGCAGAACACAGAAAUUUGUGACCUCCCAGCACACAAGGUGAAAACAGAAAAGGAUUUCCUUAAAAUAUUAAAAUACUAGUUUCCAAAAA